This is a messenger RNA of Paramecium primaurelia, 750 nucleotides long. Lineage: Eukaryota; Ciliophora; Oligohymenophorea; Peniculida; Parameciidae. The record is from the annotation of a GenBank genome assembly.
AUGACAAAGUCAAGUGAUGCCAAUGAAUAACAAAGAAAAACAAGAAAAUACUAAAAGAUCAAUAAAGAAGAAAGGAGAAUAGUAUUAAAGCUACUUCUAAAUGACAAACUAUCCCUUUAAGAGGUAUCAAAUUUUGCUAAAAUUAUCAAUACCUUUAACUAAUAUAUAUGAUAUUUUAAACAUUAUUUAAUAUAGGUAGCUAAUAGACUUAAACUAAAAUAUUGUACUGUUCGCACAAUUUAAAAAGCAUUUGAAAAAGAUGGUCGUAUAGGUAAAAAGGAAACAAGAAAGAAGAAGCUUAAGGUUUAGACUAUCCUUAAAAUUUCAAUAGUAAAUCCAUUCACCUUUUAAUUAUCAGAACCUAUUGUAUCAUCUGAAGUUAGUCAAGUACUUUUAAAUAUUAUUUUAUAGAUUUAUAUGGAUAAGCAACCUUCAUAAGAAGACUAAGUAAUUUUGGCAAAAGAAUAACGUUGUCUUCUUCAAUCGUAAUGUUAGAAACUCUAUAUGAUAUUAUCUUAAUAAUUCUAAAAAGCUAUGGGAAACUCUAAUCCACUUUAUUAGAGUACUUUACAAAAUUUAUUAUGGGCAUCUUAAUUGAUAAUAAAGUAACUUCUAGAAGUUAAACAAUAUAUAAAUGUAAAAUAAGAACAUGAACCUCCUUCCCCAAAUCAAACUUAAUAUCCAUUUCCAAUCUAACAUAAUCUAUAUUAAUCAUAAUAUAGUUUUAUAUUACCAAGAAUCAAUUCUUGA